Molecule: messenger RNA, 720 nt
Organism: Hemisphaericaspora subhashii
Lineage: Eukaryota; Fungi; Ascomycota; Pichiomycetes; Serinales; Debaryomycetaceae
Exons: 1
Coding region: 1-720 (239 amino acids)
Biological process (GO): proteasome regulatory particle assembly
Cellular component (GO): nucleus; cytoplasm
Molecular function (GO): protein binding
Source: RefSeq, a predicted model, not a curated record
AUGACAGUCGAUGAUCAUGAUGUUACAGAGAGCUCAUUCAAUGGGCUUAUGCAAGCAUUAAACUUAGACAGCAAUCAAUUCAAAGAAUAUGACAUUGAAAGUUUCCAUCAAUUAAACUUUCAACAACUCUCCCAACUCAAAACAGAAAUUGAAUCACAACUAACUAUUUUGUUUGAUUUAUUAAGACAGAAAUAUAAUGCUGAUAUGGAGACUAAAUUGGUUACAAUUGAUGGGUUCCCCAGGAGUGAUAUUGAUGUUGUUAGUAUUAGAUUAAUUAGAGUACGAAUUAUUCGAUUAAGAAAUGAUGAUAAACUGAUUAUUCAUCUUUUGGAGCAGAAAAUGGCAGAAGAGUUUGCAUCGAGGAAAGACCAAGUUGAAGAAGAGCCACAAGAACAACAGACAUCAAGCCCUGCAGCCGAUAGACAAAUAUUGACUCAACGGUAUACUAUUCCAUUUGCGAGAGUAAGUCAAAUAGUACCAAGUGGACCAGCAGAGAAAUCGGGAUUAAAAGAAGGAGAUCAGAUUAUUUUAUUUGAUAAUGAUAUACAUGCUGUCAAUAAUAGAAAGCUUGCCGAAUUGGUGAUUAGAGUUCGUUCUAAACAAGAUCAAAAUAUAAAUGUGGAUAUAAAACGAGGAGAUGAAAGGAUUAAUCUUGUAUUAAAACCAACAGAUAAAUGGGAUGGUCAGGGUCUAUUAGGGUGUCGAUUAGUUCCUAUCUAA